AUGCCGAAAUUGAGGCCACAUCUUCAGCUGCAGAAAUGGGCCAAAGAAUAUGGGCCGAUUUACUCAUUGAUACUCGGCACAAAAGUUAUGAUCGUUCUAUCAUCGGAUACAGCCGUCAAAGAAAUGUUGGACAAGAGGAGCGGCAACUACUCUGACCGGCCAGAUAUGUUUAUCGGUCAAAAGGUAGCUAGCGGCGAUCUCCGUCUUGUUGUGAUGGUAAGUGACAUUUGUCGCAGAUACGGAGAUAACUGGCGUAUGAUUCAUCGCAUGGUACACAACAUAUUGAACAUUAAGGCUGCUGUCACGUACGUUCCUUAUCAGGACCUCGAGAAUAAGAUUCUUCUGAAAGAUCUAUUGGAGACUCCUUCCGAUUUCCUCCAGCACAUCAGGAGAUUUACCUACUCUCUUUCCACACAAAUGAUAUACGGUUAUCGCUGUACUGAUAAUCAUGACCCGAAGCUUUUGCAGCUGUUUGAGAGCUUUGAGAACUGGGGCAGGUUGUCCGGAAGCUCUAGCGCUCAGCUAGCGGACAUAUAUCCUUUUAUCCAAAGCCUACCUAGUUCUAUUGCGCCAAACGUCACAUACGCCAAAAAGUUGUAUGAGAUAGAGAGCCAGAACUAUCUCCGACAUUGGAUGGUGUCGAAGAAAGCGCUUGAUGACGGAACAGGACUGCCCUGCUUCUGUAACGACAUCUAUCGCGCUCAAACGAAAGAAGGCUUCAGCGACGAUGUAGCUGCUUAUAUCAGCGGUUCGCUGCUUGAAGCAGGCUCGGAUACGACAGCGGGAACUCUCUAUGGUUUCAUUCAGGCUAUACUUGUGUGGCCAGAGGUACAAAAAAAGGCUCAAGAGGAGAUUGAUCGUGUCAUUGGUAGUGCCCGUCUCCCCACCAUCGACGAUUACCAGGACCUGCCGUAUAUCCGCUGCUGUAUCAAGGAGAGCCUGCGGUGGAUGCCAACUGUCUUCCUUGGCGUGCCUCACGCAGCAGUCAAGGACGACGUUUACAUGGGUUAUAACAUCCCGAAAGGCGCGACUAUUAUCAAUAAUGUGUGGGCAAUCCACAUGGAUGAAGAGCGCUCGCCCAACCCCCGCGUAUUUGAUCCUGAACGCUUCAAGGAUGACCACACCACACUCUAUCAAUCUGCCAUGGGGGACACGAAGAAACGCGACAACUUUGUAUUCGGCGCGGGAAGACGGCUGUGUCAGGGUAUCCACAUCGCUGAAAGAUCUCUCUUCCUGGGCAUGUCGAGACUAUUGUGGGCCUUUGACUUCUCCCCGGCUGUGGAUGCCCAAGGCAAUCGGGUGAAAUACGACAUUGAGAACCUCGUUGGUGGUAUCACUGUCCAGCCAUCUGACUAUCCAGCUUGGAUCGAGCCCCGGUCUGCGGAGAAAGUCGCUAUUAUCAAAGACGCCGCUGAAGAGUGCAAGCAGCUACUGAACCCAGUCACCAUGCAAUGGAAGCAGGUCCCAGAGGGCAUGGCCUUCAGUACAUGGAUGCCGGACAGCAACUAUGAGAACUUCGACAACAUCUAG
Colletotrichum acutatum is the source of this 1530-nucleotide messenger RNA. RefSeq names its product cytochrome P450. NCBI's taxonomy places the organism in Eukaryota, Fungi, Ascomycota, Sordariomycetes, Glomerellales, Glomerellaceae. The transcript is spliced from 6 exons. Gene Ontology annotation, molecular function: oxidoreductase activity, acting on paired donors, with incorporation or reduction of molecular oxygen; monooxygenase activity; heme binding. The coding region runs from base 1 to 1530 and encodes 509 amino acids. The record is from RefSeq and is a predicted model, not a curated record.